AAUCUUAAAACCAAAAUGUUCAAAAUCAUCGCCUUGGUUGCCUGUCUGGCCGUCACCGUCCUGGCCUACGAGGACUUCAACAGCCAUCCGAGCUACAAGUACGAGUACGGAGUUAAGGACUCGCACACUCACGACCACAAGAGCCAGUGGGAGUCCCGUGAGGGAGACCACGUUAAGGGGCAGUACACCGUGGAUGAGGCGGACGGAACCCAUCGCGUUGUGGACUACAGCUCGGACCACAAGACCGGAUUCCAGCCCCAUGUCCAGCGAGUUGGUCAUGCUCAUCAUCCCCAUGGCGAGAGCUACUCCAACAUCAAGCAGCACUACUAA
This is a messenger RNA of Culex pipiens pallens (northern house mosquito), 330 nucleotides long. Its product is annotated as cuticle protein 19-like. The coding region runs from base 16 to 330 and encodes 104 amino acids. Gene Ontology annotation, cellular component: extracellular matrix. NCBI's taxonomy places the organism in Eukaryota, Metazoa, Arthropoda, Insecta, Diptera, Culicidae. The record is from RefSeq and is a predicted model, not a curated record. The transcript is spliced from 2 exons.